AUGUCCCUACACACCUUCGACCGAACUUAUCCCGCCAAAUUUCCCUCUCAUCUACAGCUUUCACCCCUUCUAUCUCGGGAAGCCCUUCGUCGUCUCGCAUGGAGCACAUUCUUCUUCGAUUCCAUGAUUGAUGGAGGUCGAUAUGGCUUCCACUCCGUUGAUGAAAACUCAUACCGUCUGCAACUACCUUGUGAUCAAGCCAGCUUUCUGGGGAAUGAGAACGUGGUGACAGAAUCAUUAUUUUCAGAGUCCGAUACUACUACUCGAGCUACCACUGGAAAUGCCCGGCACGCGCCGCUGGACAUGUGGGCAUAUGUUCUACGAAUCGCAGCUGCUAGACGUCGCGCACUACACUUUGCCUUUCGGGCUUCUCAUCGUGAAGGAACAAUUGAAGAGAUGGUCGCCGAGCUUGCUACAAUCGAAUCAGAUAUCGAAUCGGUUGUUUCUGACCUACCGAAGCGGUUUCACUUCAAUGCUGACACUAUGUUUAUUCACCGUGACCGGCUGAUGACUUUCCUUCUUUUACAUGUCCUGCGACACAAUUUAUUCAUUAUUCUUGGCCGAGCAGCACUGUUGGUUUACCAGCGCGACUCUAGCAAGGCAGAUCUUGUGGUACACGUGCGACGAAAAAGGAUAUCGCAUGCUUUGCCGAUUGCGAGUAUCCUCGCCGAGGGAUUGAAGGUGGGGAUUGUUUUGGAUCCGCAUCUAGGCGUUCAGGCCUACGUUACCCUAGAAAUCCUUCUUUUCGAACCGCGGCGGUUGGCUGAGAUCGAUCCCUAUGUCGACCCUAAAGCUCCAGAGUUGAUGGCAGCGAUCCCAAACCUGCUGACUGUGAUCCGGAAUCUUGCACGUCGGUCGGAGGGGAUAAAGCAGCUGCAUAUCGAGGCUGUCCAUCGACUGUUACGGUUCGACUGUGCCCAAUUUUUAAAUCAAGGCGAUAUUGAAGCGUUCCACAGUGAAUACCGAUUAGUCGGACAGGAUCCAGCCGAGUUUGACUUUCGUGAUUUCAGAUGGGCCAAAGUUGAGCGAAUCCGCCGAGGUGCUCGAUCAGCUGCUAUCGGCGGGGGUGAUGAAGUGCUACUCGAGUAUCGGGUAGACGGAGAUACGUCUGCUCAUACCGUUGUACCCUCGCCACGUCUAGAUGCUAUUAAUGUUAACAGCGGAUUGGGCUGGCCUCCUACCGUGCACUCUGCCCCAUCGGCCGCUUCCCACGAGUUGGGUCUACCCGAGGGACAUGGCUUGGAUGCUGGUGGUUUAGAUUCGACGAGGUCAGGGUAUGGGCUUAUGGAUGAGCCAUCACUUGACUGGCCGUGGUUGUUGGAAGAGUCAGGGCCAUCUGUGUAUCAGACAGGGGAUCCUGAGACCUUCUGGAGUCAGCUUGAGCGAAUAUGA
Penicillium subrubescens is the source of this 1392-nucleotide messenger RNA. RefSeq names its product fungal specific transcription factor domain-containing protein. Bases 1 to 1392 code for a protein of 463 amino acids. The record is from RefSeq and is a predicted model, not a curated record. NCBI's taxonomy places the organism in Eukaryota, Fungi, Ascomycota, Eurotiomycetes, Eurotiales, Aspergillaceae. Gene Ontology annotation, cellular component: nucleus. The transcript has 4 exons.